Dromiciops gliroides (monito del monte) is the source of this 1145-nucleotide messenger RNA. It is a transcript of the gene C1H16orf91, whose product is annotated as chromosome 1 C16orf91 homolog. The transcript has a single exon. The record is from RefSeq and is a predicted model, not a curated record. NCBI's taxonomy places the organism in Eukaryota, Metazoa, Chordata, Mammalia, Microbiotheria, Microbiotheriidae. The coding region runs from base 176 to 583 and encodes 135 amino acids.
GACGUCUUGGGGACGCCGCGCUAUGAGUGAGGAGGGUCAACCGCAAUGAGUGGUUUUCUGUGUCGGUCGGCGGGGUGAGUCUCGCUAAGGGGGCGGGGGAGUCCCUGCCAGCUGCAUCUGCUCCACCGGAGCCGGCUCUUUGUACCGGAGUUAGGGAAGGGAGGGGAAGGGAGCGAUGCGGGUGGCACCUGGGUGGCUCACUGGUUUCUUUCUCAGGAGUCGCCGGGCACUGAACCUCGUGCCUUGGGCUUCGCGGAACUUGCUUCCUCCGGUCGGAGCCAGGGCCAAGAACGGGGUUGCGGAAGAGGAGGAUGAGCUAGAUCGACCUAUCCACUUCUCCUCCAGCAAGGCGAACCCGCGUCGUUGGACCGUGGAGCACUCCCUGGGCAGCGACAGUCGCCGGCCCUGGUGGAAGGUCGUACCCUUGAGCAUCUCCCUUAUCACGCUGAUCUUUUGGUGCUUCUUAAGGAAGGAGACGGAUGUCGAUCGGUGGCUGACUAAAGGCUUGGAAGAGCGGUGGCCAGAAGCAGAUGUCGAUUCUGAGCAGCCUGGAAGCCAGGCUGGCCUGAUUACUAGGACUUGAUUAAGGGCGUUCCAGACACUUAGACAGGUCUACCUCUGCCACCAAAUUCCUAUGUGACUUUUGUCAGAUCGCUUCCUCAUUUGGGCCUCUAUUUUCUUCUUUGUAAAAUGAAGGGGUUGGAGCAAAUGGAUCAUCAAAUCCCCAUCAGAGACUUUCAGCUCCUCUGGGAUUUAUAACAUCCAUGUUUUUCUUUUUGGAUUAUUAGUGGAAUUUCAGCCUAGGAGGACAUGCUGGAUGUUGUUUGAAACAUAGUUGUCUUCUUAGAGGGCAAAUUCAGUGACUGCAAUAUACCAUCAAGGGAAGACAGAAACUGCCUUUUGGCUCACCUAAGCUUCCCAAUGAAAGUUUUGAAAGGGCUUCUCAGGCCCUUUAGAAAUGUUGGUAUUGAUCACUCUAGUAAUUAAUAACGGGUGCUUUUGAAUGCUUUGAGGUACAAAGUAUAUAGCAGAAUUGCCAGCUGGAUAUUCAUUUGCAUGAAAAUGCCGUCCAUUUUGUUUUUAUAAAACAAUGAAAAGAAACGUUACUUCUGUAGCAUUGAAAUAAAGUACAUAAUUUGCUUUUG